GCUUUGACUCCCUCCACAAAACCCUGGCUGGUGUCUGAGUUGUGAGCGAACACACACUAUCUCUUUACUGUGCAGUUGCUGCAAUGCCUACAAAGCUGUUCUCCCAACUACGUCUUCUCCAUCCCCUCCUCCCCAUGAAGCCCCGCACUCUCCCCCUUCUCUCAAGAGCCUUCUUCUUCCCUUCCUCCAAGUUCCUCCGAACCGCACCGUUUAAGGUUCGUGCCUUCUCUUCUAGGGCCCACAGCAGGGAAAAGCUUCCGCUCCGCUCCUCCAAGAGCCUCGUCGACGACGAGGCCGACCUCAGCAACUGGGUCGACGAUUUGCGCUCCACCCGGACCGACGAAAUGCGGCCCGCCCGGGACAGCGAAUUGCGUUCCGGCCGAACCAAUGAAUUUCGGUCCGGUCGGGGCAAUGGAGUCCGGACCGGCCGGGGAGACGGAUUUCGAUCCGACCGGGGCAGCGAAGUGCGGUCCGGCCGGGGCAACGGAGUGCGGACCGGUAGGGGAGACCGGUUCGCCGAUUCCGGCCGGGGAAACGGAGUGCGAACUGGUAGGGGAGACCGGUUCGCCGAUUCCGGCCGGGGAAACGGAGUGCGAACUGGUAGGGGAGACCGGUUCGCCGAUUCCGGCCGGUUCGGCAGCAACAACGACGGAGAGCGCGAAUUCCGGCCGCCGAGGAAUAAUAGUGACAGGGCUUCCGCGUUGGGGAAGAGAAGGGGUGAGGAUUUGAGGAAGGGGAGACAGAGUGGCAAUGCGAGGAGAAAGUUUCAACCGAGGAGUGAUGAUGAUGAUGAUGAGGAGGAGGAGGAGGAGGAGAUAGUGGGUGGAAGAAAGUUGAAGGGUAGUGGCGUUGGAGCAUUUCUUAGCGAGGAUCAAGAUGACGAUGAAGAUGAAGAGAGUGAAGGGAGUGAGGAGGAGGAGAUAUUGAACAAGAGUAGAGCCGCUUUGUUUGGUCAACAAAACGGUUUGAACCGGAGGACCACCGUACCAACUCCAAGACCUUCUUCCCCUGGAGGAGGAUCUGAUUCUUAUUUAAGUGAAACCAGAUUUGACCAAUGUUCAAUCUCUCCACUGUCAUUAAAAGGAGUCAAGGAUGCUGGAUAUGAGAAAAUGACAGUUGUGCAGGAGGCUACUCUUCCAGUAAUUCUCAAAGGUAAGGAUGUCCUUGCCAAGGCCAAGACAGGCACCGGAAAAACAGUAGCCUUUUUGCUUCCAUCAAUUGAAGUUGUGGCAAAGUCACCUCCAAGUGACCGUGAUCAUAGGCGGCCACCAAUUUCUGUUCUUGUCAUAUGCCCAACUCGAGAGCUUGCAAGUCAAGCUGCUGCAGAGGCCACUAAACUGCUGAAGUAUCAUCCUACCAUUGGUGUACAAGUUGUGAUUGGAGGGACAAGACUUGCUUUAGAGCAGAAACGGAUGCAGGCAAACCCUUGCCAGAUCCUUGUUGCUACUCCUGGAAGGCUAAGAGAUCAUACUGAGAAUACUGCUGGUUUUGCAACUAGGCUGAUGGGUGUGAAGGUCUUGGUGCUUGAUGAAGCUGAUCAUUUACUAGACAUGGGAUUUCGCAAAGACAUUGAGAAGAUAAUUGCUGCAGUCCCUAAACAACGACAAACUCUUAUGUUUUCUGCCACUGUUCCAGAAGAGGUCCGUCAAGUAUGUCAUAUUGCUUUGAGAAGGGAUCAUGAAUUUAUCAAUACAGUGCAAGAGGGAACUGAGGAGACACAUUCACAGGUCCGCCAGACGCAUUUAGUUGCCCCAUUGGACAAACAUUUCUCUUUACUGUAUGUUCUUCUGAAGGACCACAUUGCAGAUGAUGUUGAUUACAAGGUUCUUGUUUUCUGCACAACUGCUAUGGUCACUAGACUUGUUGCUGAACUUCUUGGUGAGUUGAACUUGAAUGUGAGAGAAAUCCAUUCAAGAAAGCCUCAGAGUUAUAGAACCAGAGUCUCUGAGGAAUUUCGAAGGUCAAAGGGUCUCAUCCUGGUUACUUCAGAUGUAUCUGCACGUGGAGUUGAUUAUCCAGAUGUCACUCUUGUUAUACAGGUUGGUUUGCCAGCAGAUAGAGAACAGUAUAUACAUCGACUCGGUAGAACAGGGCGAAGAGGGAAAGAAGGGCAGGGCAUACUGCUACUGGCUCCUUGGGAAGACUUCUUUUUAUCUACAGUAAAAGAUUUGCCUAUUGAGAAAGCUCCCGUGUUACCUUCAGUUGAUCCUGAUACUAAGAAAAAGGUGGAAAAAGCUCUAUCCCAUGUGGAGAUGAAGCAUAAAGAAGCAGCAUAUCAGGCAUGGCUUGGUUACUACAAUUCCAACAAGAAAGUAGGGCGUGACAAGUACAGGCUAGUGGAGCUUGCAAACGAGUUUAGUAGAAGCAUGGGACUUGAUAACCCUCCAGCUAUACCUAAGCUAGUCCUUGGCAAGAUGGGCCUUAGGAAUAUCCCUGGUUUACGUGCCAAAUAGGUUAUUCUUUCCAUUCAAUUUCUCACAAGUCAUGUGAAAUAUGUAUUGUUUUCUAGUUAAAAUGCUCCCGUAUAAUUAAUUGCAAGACUUGAGACAUCAAAAUAUCAAUUAUAUAUACAUCCUCCAUUUUUUGUUUAUCUUCUGCUAUA
Molecule: messenger RNA, 2602 nt
Organism: Glycine soja
Lineage: Eukaryota; Viridiplantae; Streptophyta; Magnoliopsida; Fabales; Fabaceae
Product: DEAD-box ATP-dependent RNA helicase 31-like
Exons: 10
Coding region: 84-2453 (789 amino acids)
Cellular component (GO): chloroplast
Molecular function (GO): nucleic acid binding; ATP binding; RNA helicase activity
Source: RefSeq, a predicted model, not a curated record